CAAUUGUAGUUCUGAAUUAACAUAAGUUUAGCAAGUAUAUUCAUCGAUUGAAUUAUAUGGGCAUACACAAACCCUGUGUUCUUGUAUAUAAAUUCUUUAUGAUUCGAUUGAACAGGAUAAACAAUCGUUCAUAGUAGGUCCAUCGCAGUCUUAACAACUAAAGUGACAGUUUUAUUAUUCAAAUGAUUCAUUACAAUUCAUAAAUACUAAAUUUUUCACGUCUGCAAUUAUAUAACUCCCAAUAGAUUAUUGAAGAUUCCCAUAUUGCAAUUUAGGUUGAACACAAUGAAAUUAGUGAACAUUAACUUAAUCAAUGUACUCAUAAGUAGUAUCUCCUUCAUAAAACUUAAUUAUAACAGUAAGUAAAUCGUCUUAUAAAUUAACAAAUAUAUUAUGCCAUAUUAAAAUAGAGUUUGUUAUAAUGA
This is a messenger RNA of Paramecium octaurelia, 425 nucleotides long. The record is from the annotation of a GenBank genome assembly. Lineage: Eukaryota; Ciliophora; Oligohymenophorea; Peniculida; Parameciidae.